AGCUUUUCUGCUUAUGCCUAGAGGGGUACGUUCCAGCAAAUUUGGACGUUCUGCCCGAACCUAACUUUUUAGAAUGGAGACCUUGAGCUACCAGAAGACCUUCCUGGACAUGAACAUCUCUCAGGAAGACUCACAUCGCAGCCUGAGCGUUCCACCUCGAGCCAAGACGACCAUGAUGAGGCACGAGGAUCUCGAGAAGCACAGGGCUGACUAUGCCACUUCGUUGUUGGCUCGAGCAGCCGAAACCUUCUCUUGGCCUGUGACUCAAACGGAGACUCUGGGUAGCCACGGGCAUCCUGAGAUUUGCGGCAAUCCCUGCAUCCGAUUCUUUUACGGGAACUGCCAGAAGGGUGUGAACUGCCAGUUCUGCCACUUGGAGCACGACACCACCAAGAAGAAGCUGGACAAAACACAGCGGCUGUGCUUCGAGUCCUUGUCCGAGGCGCAGACACUGUCAAUGCUGCUCAACCACAUGGAGAUGCGAUGCCGGAAGCAAAAUCUCACCGCACAGAUGAGCCUGGUCUUGGCCUGCAUGCGCAGGCGUUUGAAGGCACUUCCAAAGCACGCGCAUGUGACACCUGAGAUGGUGGCAAUUUUGUCAACGAUCUUCAAGAAGCUCACCCUGGGGCGCUUGCUGGACCUCAUUAGGUCAAGCCGCAAUGUCUCCAACGCCUUUAAAGCUGAGCUUUUGGCCGUUGCGGCGCGCGCGGUGGGACGGCCCAUCCCUGCGGCCGGUGAAGCAACGAGCGAGAACUCGCUGUGAGAACUGCGGGGGGUUGAAGGCGCCGGAGCACGGGGGGGUUGUUAUUAUGGA
Durusdinium trenchii is the source of this 814-nucleotide messenger RNA. The record is from the annotation of a GenBank genome assembly. NCBI's taxonomy places the organism in Eukaryota, Dinophyceae, Suessiales, Symbiodiniaceae.